AUGGCGAGUCUGCCUUCAAUUACAAAAAGCUUCAAAGAAUACACCAUCGGAUGGAUUUGCGCCCUUCCCCUGGAGGCAGCGGCGGCAACCGCUAUGCUCGACGAUGAACACAAGAAGCCUUUCGACUUUAUUCAACCUCGCCAAGACACCAACGUAUAUACAUGGGGCAAUAUCGAUGUCCACAACGUGGUCAUAGCAUCGCUUCCUGCUGGAGAAUACGGAACUACAUCGGCGUCAAAUGUUGCUACAACAUUACUGAUGUCCUUUCCUGAGGUCCGAUUUGGGCUCAUGGUCGGUAUUGGAGCUGGCGUCCCCCGCCAAGACAGGGAUAUUCGACUUGGCGACGUCGUCGUCAGUGAGCCCAAAGGAACCAGCGGUGGCGUUGUGCAAUAUGACUUCGUCAAAGCUAUCCAGAAUGUUGUCGACGUUCUCCAAGGGGGGACGCUCAAGCGUAUGGGCAUGCUAAACAGACCUCCCACGGUGCUUCUUAACGCAGUGUCUGCUCUGAAAAAACAGCACGAGAUGCGGGGGAUCACCCGUAUCCCUGAAUUCCUCCGAGCCAUGCUCAAACGUAACCCUGGUAUGCGCGAGGCCUACGUCUAUCAGGAGGCUCAUAAUGACCGGCUGUUUGAGGACUCUUGUGGACACAUUGGAGAUGGUGACUGCGCCUCCACCUGUGACCUGAACAAGGUAAAACCACGUAACCCCAGGGUUUCCGAAAAUCCCAAGAUCCAUUAUGGAGUUAUCGCAUCAGGGAAUACACUCGUUAAAGAUGCUAGUACUAGGAAAGUGCUUGCGCUACAGACGGGAGAGGACUGUAUUUGCUUUGAGAUGGAGGCCGCCGGACUCAUGAACACGUUUCCCUGCUUGGUCAUACGGGGCAUAUGUGACUAUGCGGACUCGCACAAGAACGAUACGUGGCAGCGGUACGCAGCAGCAACUGCAGCAGCCUGUGCAAAAGAACUGUUCCAGCAUAUUCCGGCACAGGAACUCACAUCCAGUCCGUCGGCACAGGACGUGCUGAGACAGAGCGGCGAAAGCCAUGGCUCUCCUGCUGUAGUUGCUCCCAGUUUGCAGCCGUCUCCUCUUACUGCCAUUCCUGCUGCUCAGCAGUCGCCUUCCUACUUCCCUCCACCAGCCCAUCAGCAAUCAGGCCCUGAUCUUAGUGAUCUGAUCGCUCAGGUUGUCCAAUUGAAUCAUCGUAUUCAAAACCUAAAGGCUACUGAUCUUGCUGGCUCUCCACGAUCGAAGCAACCGGUGACUCCCCCUGCCACCCCUCGCAGUCAGUCGGAACCACAACUUCUUCAAGAAGAAGUUAAGAAAUUGGACGGCCAGAUCGCCGAUAUUGAGAAGCUGAUAAAGGGCUUGUCGGCGCGAGCACCUAUCUCUACCAACCAACCACCAGUCACAGCCGAUCGACCAAGUCGUGGUGGCCGACCCUCAACGGGAUCGGUCGGUAUUUUCAGUCGCACAUCUCUUGACGAGUCCUUUACGAGGGAUCCCGUCAAGUUCAGAAGAAUUAUUGAGCAGUUUUUCAGGGGUCCCUGGCCGAGAUUUUUAAACGAUUGGGGAGCCUCUCGCCUCAAGCGGAUUGAGAAAGAGGUUAUGCAGCCUUUGGGAAUCCAAUACUCUAUUCGCUACAGGGAUACUGCCGCCUGGACGAAUGAGAGAUUGCCGCUCAACGAGAGGUUGCGGGAUUUCAUUUCGUCUCUUGAUAGUGCAGCUGAUCCCAAAUCUUUGCCCUGGAAAGUGUAUAACCAAUCUAUCCUCAGCUUGAGUAUAGUCUGUGAGGAUUAUUUAGGCCAUGAGAUAUUCCGGCGAUAA
This is a messenger RNA of Trichoderma harzianum CBS 226.95, 1824 nucleotides long. RefSeq lists its product as hypothetical. The transcript has 4 exons. Gene Ontology annotation, biological process: nucleoside metabolic process. The record is from RefSeq and is a predicted model, not a curated record. NCBI's taxonomy places the organism in Eukaryota, Fungi, Ascomycota, Sordariomycetes, Hypocreales, Hypocreaceae. Gene Ontology annotation, molecular function: catalytic activity. Bases 1 to 1824 code for a protein of 607 amino acids.